Molecule: messenger RNA, 590 nt
Organism: Trichoderma harzianum CBS 226.95
Lineage: Eukaryota; Fungi; Ascomycota; Sordariomycetes; Hypocreales; Hypocreaceae
Exons: 1
Source: RefSeq, a predicted model, not a curated record
GCAGAUGGCUGGACAGGGGAUCCUGCUUUUGGGAUGGUCACUGCCAGCCCUUUUUCGCCCUCGUCUCCCUUGCGUCGGACUAGGUUUGUACCUUUUUCUCUUUUCUUUUCCUUUUUUCUUCUUUUCCUUCUCCAUCUCGGCCCCUCUCGCUACUUUUCCUGGUUUUAGUGCAGCUAAUCAUUGGUUCACUAGUCUCACCCUUGCCAAGGUUUCUCAUGCUAUGACCUAGCAAGACAUGUACUACACUUCUAACUAGGUAGCUUGUAUUAUCCUCCUUCGUACGAUGCCCUACGAUGCCGCCACACAGGCGUACGAGAGGGUGAGCCAUCAGCUGGAUCAAGUCUCACCCGGCCCUGCCUCCCGGUUCUCGAAGCCUUCUUUUUGCUUUUUCUAUUCCGCCCGUUUACGGCAACGCUAUUGGUUGUGCGACAUGAAUCUUACCGCAAAUCAAACUUCCCCAAGGUUUGUUAAAAAUGACAGACAGGCCUUUAGCGGCAAACCCUAUGUGUCCCAGGAUGGGGAUUUGCACCAGUUUUCGUGGAGCAUCGCGAUGAGCUUGCCACGGGCAGGUGGUAAGCAGACAAUAUCAA